UCAGCCUGCGUGUCAGUGCAGUCGACUUACAGCUGGCUGUGAGGACAACUGACGCUCUCCCUCCAUUCUGCGACACAAACUCUGUCAGAACAACUCACCAGACUUCGAUCCUCUCCGCUGAUUUUUAAAAUAUUAAUAAAGUUGGGUUUUAUAGGAAACUGAAGUUGGAGGCUGGGCCUUUAGCUUUUUGACCGAGCGGAGAAAAAGAAGAAGAAGAAAAAAAAAAAGCUGGUCUUUUCUUUUUUCCUAGUUUAAAAAGUCGAUAAAUGCUUCUCACGAAAAUGGACCUGUUGAACUACCAGUACCUGGACAAGAUGAACAACAACAUCGGUAUUCUCUGCUACGAAGGUGAAGCAGCUUUGAGGGGGGACCCCAGACUCCAGUCCUUGUCCCUGUCCUCCUCCUCCUCCUCCUCUUCAUCAUCGUCAUCGUCAUCCUCCUCCAUCUCCAGCCACAGGACAGGUCCUCCUCCCAUUAGCCCCACCAAGAGAAAGCUGAAUGGGGACCAGGGGGACAGCGACAUGGACGACAACGAGCAUGUGGCAAAGAUGAGCCGACUGUUUGCCACACAGCUGAAACCUAGUGGAGACUACCGCAGCUCUUCGGUCUCUAAGGACCGGAGCCGGAGCCCCAUCGAGCGAGUGGUGGUGCCCAGCGGUCUUGCAGUCCACAGCAACCAUCUGUACAGCCACGCACACCACCACCAUCACCACCUGGCCAGCUUAGCCGGCAUGGACCAGCCACUGGCGUUAACCAAAAACAGCAUGAUGGAGUCUGCACGAAGCAGCACAGCAGCCAUGACCACAGUGCCGCAGGCAGUCAGCGCCAUGGAACGCCAGCAGAAUCGUCCUUCAGUGAUCACAUGCGCCCCGGCCAACAACCGCAACUGCAACCUGUCUCACUGUCCAGUCUCUCACAAUGGCUGCUCAAGCCUCACUAACAACUACAGGAGAGCCAACACCAACACAGCCUGCGACCCAGUGAUCGAAGAGCAUUUCCGCCGCAGCCUUGGGAAGAACUACAAAGAGCCCGAGCCCGCCACCAACUCCGUGUCCAUCACAGGCUCGGUGGACGACCACUUCGCCAAGGCGCUGGGCGAGACCUGGCUGCAGAUCAAAAACAAGGGGAGUCCCUCGUCGUCUGGCAGCAGCCCGAACUCCUCCCCCGACAGUCACAUGAUCAACCACAACCACUCCCCAUCUGUGGUCUCCUGAAGGGCCCGAGAGAUUUUAGAGGGAUUUGCCCCCGCUUCCCCUGCCCCCUCACACCCCACUCCCAAUCACCCCGACUCCAACAUCCCUGUCACUCUGUUGGUCUGUCACCAGCGUCCCAGGGGCAGCGCCCACCUGCGGGUCGAGCGUGCUCUCUCCCUCUAUGCACUCGUAGAGGAUCAAAUCAGCAAUAAAUAAACCGUUGUUUUUUUUUACCCUCUGUCCUCUGGUUAGCUAAUGUCAGACAAUAAGUCAUGAGUGAUGAGGAUUCAGCUCUUGGACUGAAAGGAGCAUCAUCAGGCACGUGUCUGUAGUUAUAUGUACAUAAAGAGAGAGAGGAGAGGCGGCGUUUUAAUUAUUAAUUUUCUUUUCUUCUUCUUUUGUUUUGUUUUUAACAGUAGUUUUUGUGUACUGCUUCUGCGUUAUGAGAUGCCUGAUGUUUGAUAGAAGAGAUGAGAAAGAACCACCUUGGAGAAAAUAAUCACAAACCACCUGACUGUGCUACCAAAGAAACCUUUAGACGUUGACGUUUAUCAAUGCCCAGAUCAAAAACAACAACCAACAACAAAUAGCCACCAACUAGGCUCCGCUCUGGUCUUGUUCUAAGUCUCUCACCCUCUGUCUCCUCUGUAUGUGUUACUGUAUGUGUAAACUUAACCGAUCGACUCGGUCUGACUUGCACUACUGCCAUAGAGGGUGAAGGCUAACAUGUCAACAUCACAAUCUGGCACCGUACACACUGGGAUUUAUAAAACUGAACUCAAACUGACUGAAAUCAACUUUUCUGGGACCGUAUAACAUCUACCUGGACAUAAUUUACUCCUGGCCAAUAUUAUGACCCAAAUAAAUUUGAUGUUGGUUUAUUUAGCUGUUAAAUAAAAAAAUGGAGAAGGUGGGAGAAGAGCAGAAUUCUAUCCCAAGCCAUUUCACUUACUGUUUGUCCAUCACAUGUUAAGUUCUCCACCAGCACUCAACAGUCACAUUAAUUCACACAUGCGGGUGCAGAGAGCGCUCCUUAUUAAAUUUGAGGUGUAAACAAUUAGUUCAACUGUGUGAGGAACUGGCCACUUCUCAAUUAAAGUAAACUGCUGUCACCAUGGAAACGUAUAGAAGCCUUACUCACACAUAUUAUUCCACAUCCCUUAAAAAAAUGAGGAAACUGCAGGAAAACCUCAUGAUCAAAAACACCACUUCAAGCAAACUGUGUCAUGUGUAAAGUACGAUGUAGGAUCCAAAUCAGAUUCUUCACCCGCUGGUCUUUACCUGUUAAGAUAAUGUGCCAAGUUGUUGUGCGGUGAUUUUUUUUUUUUUUUACGAGCACAGUCAGGUUUUUAUCAAAUCAGUGAACUGUGGUGUUGAUGGACGUAGUACAAAGUGCAGCGUGUCACAGCGCGGCGUUUGCAGGAACAAAGAGCUUUGAUGUGCUUCACAGGCUGAACUGAACUGCUGACAGUGACGCGGGGAUAGAUGACACUGCAUGUCACUUUGUGGUUGAAAGAAAAGGAGAUAAAAAAGAACUGUCUGGUUUCUUGACCGGGGGAGAGAAGAUUAUUCAGAUCUCUUCAAACACGCCCUUUGUUUUUGUGUCUCUUUGAACAUGGGUGUUGUAAUUAUAUUUGGCUCACACCCUGCUGCCCCUCCCUCCCUCCCUCCCUCCCCUACACACUGUGGUUUGGUAGUUUUCUAUAAGGUUCGAAGGGUAAACUAAUGCUUUUACACAUGCAUGUAUUUUUUGUUUUGUUUUUUUAAUAGCUGGUAUCUAUUAGUGUUUUUUAAGCAUUUCAAUCUUAACUACUAUUAGCCUUUUCAUUCGGACGGUAGUUGUUACUUCUUUCGUUGUUAGUAACGGACAUAGACACUAUACACUCACUGCUGGGUCAGUUGUACUCCAUAUUAUUAUUGUUAUUGUUAUUAUUACAGUUUUGUACUUUUGUUUUCCAUUAAUAUCAGUAUGGUAACAAACAUCUGUAGUGGGACAAGCCUCCGGACAGGCUCUGUGUAACGAUUGAGACCUGCGUUUCUCAAAACCACCUCAGCACGAUGGGCGUGAUCGCCAGGGUGUUGAGUCGGCUUCGAGAGACGCUGCCCGUUAACGGUUUUCUUAAGAUGUUGAUCCAUUGGUGGUACAGGAUGCUACGGCCUUCAGCGUGACAAAGCUGAGACACCAAAUUGGCACAAAUCAGUCUGCAGGGCCUUGUUUUCCACAAAGCCUGAGAUAAAAUAAAACAACAUAAUUGUUGUGAGACUAUUUGGGUGCCGUUUUAAAACCGCCACCUUCUCACCAGCCUUUACGUGCGCUCCAACAAGUACUAAGUCAAAGACAAGCUAGCAGGCUAGAAAGCUUUUGGAAAACAAGGUGUUGUUGAUGGUCAGAGACGGUGAUGACAGCUCUCAGACAUUUUUCUGACCCAUAGAUAAAUGUCUAACACUAAUUUGAAUUUAACUGUGAAAGAGAAAAAAUAACGUCCCUAAAACAACAUUGGAAAACAUCAUAGAGAUGGAAACAAACAACACAACUCUGGAUUCGUGAUGCGCCAUCAAAACUCUCUCAAACCUCAACAGUUGACUUGUCGUGUCCUGACUUGGUGUCCAGCCUUUUUUUUGCUUUAUAUUUCACUGCUUUCUGUUCUGAACAACAUUGUAUUGUUGCUGCAGUUCAAGCUGCAGCCUGAAGAAAUGAAUUUUACUCUGUAAAAAGAGCCUGCGCCACAGCGGCAUACAUUCCUCCUAUAGGGAACUUUGUACAGGCCUCACUUACACUCAGUAUCUCCACAUCAACAGAUCGAGCUGAUAACCAGCCACUUGUCCCAGAGGGUCCCCACUGACGUCUUUAUGUCAGAAUAACAAGGUGUCCACAAACGUAUGACGGACGGACACACGAUGCCAUAAAAGUUACCAGGACGUUCAGUGCGAAGAACUUACAGAGCUGAGGUUGGAAACAGUUUAGUGUCAUUGCAUGACUCUAACAUGAGGUUUACAGAUUCGACAUAUUUAUUUGGUUUAGGUAUUUUUUAAUCAAAUAUGAUGAGUACAUCCAUUAAAGUUCUCAACACGGAACGUUAGAUCCACACAUUCCAUCCUCUCAUUUCAGAGCAGAUGCAACAGAGCCAGAACUGAUGGUACAUGUUUUAAAAUCCUAACCCAACAGCCAGUGAGUCGACUUCAUUACAAACAGGUCGUCUACAAUCUGGGCUUGUUUUCUGUGACAGGUUCAGAGUGGGUGGUGAGUUUGUUAUGUUGGGGGGGGGGGGUCAGAGCUUCAGGAGCUGAGCUUCUGUAGAACAGUCUGCGAGACGUUCACUGCCACGAGUCUUUUCACAGCGUCACCUCCUCCUCAGAUUCAGUUGACCCUGACUAAGAUUGGAUGUACUUCACAUUUUGUAAGAAACCAUGAGGGAACGAGGCUUGGUGUCCAGAAGAUUUUGUUUUUCUGUUAUUAUUAUUUGUUCUCAUUAUUGUUUCACUACCACCCUGUAGGUAGGAGGCUCUCUCUUCGCUUCGGCACACUCUCCCUACAAACUGUAGGAAAAUCACUUAAUAAAAAAUUACUUUUUUUAUAAUAGGUAACUAUAAGACCAUCAUUACGCUGUGCGUAACGAAUGUACAGAGAAAAAAAUCGUAGGUAUUUUUUGAGGAACAAUUAAUUUGUUAAUGAUAUGUAGCUAUUUAAUUGUUUUUUCCCCCUGUCCUUAAAUUGUAAUCAUUGCAUUUUCUUUUUUUUUCUUUUUUUUUUUUGGUGAAAAAAGUUGAUCUUUUUUGUUAAUAGAGUGCAGGAGCACGGAAAGUGUAUGAAACCACAACGAGCCACCGCUGUCAGUGACAAUCGCUACUUCCAUUGGCCCCCGGUGAUCCGCCAUCAUUUAGACUGUUUGUUCCUGUGACUUCUGAGACGUCACUCGUGAGCAAAAAGAAAAGAGUUGGUCCUUAACAGCAGACUCUUGAUCAGUUUGCAUGUUUUGCUUCGGUGGAACAGAAAGAUGUUGCUACCAGCCCACAACGCUCGUUAGCCUUUUCCAAACCAUUUCCAUUUAAGUGUAAAAAUCAACAUUAAUCACGGGCUAGCAGGCAAGUUACAUUUCCACUACUGCAUAUCAGCACAUUGUGGGUUCUUUAGAAAAUCUUUUGAUGACUGAUUUUGGUUUACAGAUGGGAACCAAGCUACAAGGAAAAGUCUUGUUGAAUUCGAACACUGAAAUUGGCCGAUGAAAAUCUCAAAACAUAUUUCAGUGGUAUUUUGUGCUGAAGUUCUUCUGCUUCGUUGCUCGUCAGUGAGGCUGAGACGAACCGAGCAGUAAAUGAGCUUUGAGGAUGUCACGGUUCCCAUCUGGAGGCCAUUUAGCAUCUGUAAACACCAUGAAAAUAAAUUGUGCAGAUAAAUCAAAGAGGAGUUGCUCUAUACUCUGACUACCACAUUUUCCAGGUUCUUUUUUUUUUGAAGUGGAAGUAGCAUGUACUUAGUGGUAUUAAUACUCUGAACUGUAAAAGAAGAGAAGACAUUGUAUUAAGAAAACAACAGUCAAUUUGUGGCUCUGUGUCUCCUACUAAAAAGGUUUUGGCAGGCCACCUUUUUUGUACGUAAAGUAGCCUUGAUGAACAAUAAAGUGCUUUUAAACCAC
Messenger RNA from Paralichthys olivaceus (Japanese flounder), 5827 nucleotides. It is a transcript of the gene vgll4b, whose product is annotated as vestigial-like family member 4b. Gene Ontology annotation, biological process: negative regulation of DNA-templated transcription. Lineage: Eukaryota; Metazoa; Chordata; Actinopteri; Pleuronectiformes; Paralichthyidae. The record is from RefSeq and is a predicted model, not a curated record. Gene Ontology annotation, molecular function: transcription coactivator binding.